Molecule: messenger RNA, 1110 nt
Organism: Enterobius vermicularis (human pinworm)
Lineage: Eukaryota; Metazoa; Nematoda; Chromadorea; Rhabditida; Oxyuridae
Source: the annotation of a GenBank genome assembly
AUGUCUAUUUUUGCGCCUUCAGUAAUGCUCCGAGUACUUCUUCUGUUCCUCGUUAGCGCAUCCGUUGCAAACGCUGUACCAAUUGAUAACGGUAUAGAGGGUGAGCCAGAAAUUGAAUGUGGUCCGACUUCGAUAACAAUUAAUUUCAAUACCCAAAAGCCAUUUGAGGGUCAUGUCUAUGUAAAAGGUCUAUAUGAUCAAGAGGGAUGUCGUAACGAUGAGGGUGGUCGACAAGUUGCAGGCAUAACUUUACCGUUUGACACAUGCAACGUUGCUCGAACCAGAUCUCUAAAUCCACGCGGUAUCUACGUGACCACAACAGUUGUAAUUUCCUUCCACCCAUUCUUUGUCACAAAGGUUGAUCGGGCCUACCGUGUGCAAUGCUUCUACCAAGAAGCUGAUAAGACCGUUAGCGCACAAUUGGAAGUUUCUGAGAUCACAACUGGCUUAGCUGAUUUGGUAACCCAAUACGGUUUUAUUGGUCAACAGGUCUAUCACAAAUGGACUUGUGAUUCAGAAACCGUUGAUACAUUCUGCAUGAUUGUACAUUCUUGCUUUGUUGACGAUGGUAAUGGAGAUUCAGUAGAAAUCUUGAACUCUGACGGUUGUGCACUAGAUAAAUUCCUUCUUGAUAACCUGGAAUAUCCAACCGAUUUAACAGCCGGACAAGAAACCACUGUCUUCAAAUACGCUGAUCGUUCACAACUGUUCUAUCAGUGUCAAAUCAGUAUCUCAAUCAAAGAACCACAUGGUGAAUGUGCAAGACCGAAAUGUACUGAACCAGUUGGUUUUGGUGCAGUUAAGACAAAAGAACCAGCAAAUGCUAAACCGUUUCGACUGCUCAAACGUUCUGCUGGAUUUGACAACACCUUGGAUGUAAGAACCGACAUUAGUACCUUGGAUAUCACUGACCAGAGCCCUGGUCUGCCGGCUGCUCUUCGUCGUCAUCAACACUAUCAUCCAAAUGGACAGCCAGUAAUUUUGGCAAAUCUUCAUCAAGGUAUCUGUAUGUCGGCGUUUGCUGUAUCGCUGUUCAUGGCACUAGCAGUUGCUAUGACUGCAAUCAUCGUGGUUUUGGUAUCACUCCACUGCCGGAGCAAGAAGGCUUGA